UUUUGUUCCAUCGCCAAAUCAAACACAAGAUUGCAGAAAGCGCCAAAUUUUUACGUUUAUUAGGAUUUAGAUAUACUUUUAGUUUGUUAAAUUAAAGAACGAGUAUUAUAAAAAUCAGUCCAGAGAAGGCAAACUCAAUUAGUCGGCAGCGGUUCAUUCAUACGUUUGUCACAUCAUGUCCUUCUUUGGAUCGAGUACACCGCUGGGAGCAACGAGCACGCCGGCCAAAACUGGCGGCAUGUUUGGUUCACCAUUUGGAACGACGACCGGAGCUGGUCAAGCAGUGUCAGCAUUCGGCACCCCGGCGACAGCUGCUCCAGCGUUUGGAACCGCAUCAGCGACGCCCGCUUUCGGAGGCGGAACUGCUUUCGGCGGGGCCACGACUGGGCAAGGCUUUGGAGCACAGGCGGCCGCACCAGGCUUUGGCACUGGCGCUGCUGCUUCAACUUUUGGUACUCCCACAUCUGCGCCACCCUUUGGCGGCUCUGCUUUUGGUGGUGCACAAGGUUUUGGAGCUGCCCAGACAACAACAGCGACAACAGGACUUGGCGGAGGUUUCGGCGGAUUCGGCACUGCUCCGGCAACAGGUCAGGGAGGUUUGUUUGCCGCUCCAGCGACGAGCACUGCGCCACCGGCAUUUAGUGGAUUUGGUCAGCCGGCCGCUACCAGCACAGCGCCAGCGAGUGGAUUUGCUGGCUUUGGUGCAACAACGACCACGGCGCCAGCAUUCGGUGGCUUUGGAGGUGCCCAGACGACAGGAUUUGGCGGUAGUGUCUUUGGCUCCAACUUUGGAAAGCCGUCGAAUAGCACAGUAACUCCUGGCUUUGGUGGCUUCGGUGGCACCAGUUUUAUGCUCGGCCAGCCUCAACAGCAGCCCGCACCCAUAUCAGCCGAUGAGGCGUUUGCUCAUUCUAUUCUGAACGUCUCAAUAUUUGGCGAUGAGCGAGAUAACAUUGUGGCCAAGUGGAACUAUCUGCAGUCCAUGUGGGGCACAGGAAAGCUGUUCUAUUCGCAGAGUGCGCCCCCAGUCGACAUCACGCCGGAGAAUUACCUGUGCCGCUUCAAGGCCAUCGGGUACAGUCGCAUGCCAGGCAAGGAUAACAAAUUGGGACUCGUGGCUUUGAAUUUUGACAGGGAUCUUUCGGCCAUCAAACCGCACCAGCAACAAGUGAUUCAAACGCUGCACAGCUUGUUCGGCAGCAAGCCCAACAUGAUGGUGCACAUUGAAACCAUCAAAGAGUUGGAGAAUAAGAAGUGUCAGAUGGUUAUCUACGUGGAUGAGAAACUGCAGCAUGCACCGAACGAGGGCAAGCGGAUAUUGGCCACUGAGCUCUCGAACUAUUUGAACCAGGCGUCGCUUAAGCCUCAGCUCACCAAUCUGGGGAUUGUGGAAGCAUUGGCUCUGGUGUUGCCGGACGAGGAUCAACUCAAGGAGUACCUAGAGAAUCCUCCCCGAGGUGUAGAUCCCCGCAUGUGGCGUCAAGCUAAUUUGGAUAAUCCAGACGCUUUUAAGUUCCUGCCUGUCCCGAUGAUCGGCUUCAACGACCUGAAGUGGCGCGUCAAGUGCCAGGAGCAGGAAACAGACACGCAUGCCCUGUACAUGAAGAAAGUGGAGGGAGAACUGACGGAACUGAGACACCGGCAUGCCACGGCAUCGGCCAAAAUCUUGGAGCAUAAACGCAAGCUGGCUGAACUCAGCCAUCGCAUACUUAGGAUUAUUGUGAAGCAAGAGUGCACGCGGAAGGUGGGCUCCUCGCUGUCACCCGAAGAGGAGGCGUUGCGCACCAAGCUACAGAGCAUGCAGGCCGUGGUAUCGGCACCCACACAGUUCAAGGGGCGGCUCAGCGAGCUGCUGUCCCAGAUGCGAAUGCAGCGGAAUCAGUUUGCUGGCAAUUGUGGGUCCGAGUAUACGAUGGACCCGGAGGCCGAGGACGAGAUGAAGAAUUUUUUGACCAUGCAACAGCGCGCCAUGGAAGUGCUGAGUGAGACUGUCAAUAAGGACCUCAAAGCCCUUGAUGUUAUUGUAAAAGGAUUGCCCGAACUUAAGCAGGCAUGAUCGAUGCAGGAGCGAAACCGUUUAAUAAAUUACGAACCAAUGUCCGAGUCAAUGAA
Molecule: messenger RNA, 2112 nt
Organism: Drosophila subobscura
Lineage: Eukaryota; Metazoa; Arthropoda; Insecta; Diptera; Drosophilidae
Gene: Nup54
Product: probable nucleoporin Nup54
Exons: 5
Coding region: 176-2056 (626 amino acids)
Biological process (GO): protein localization to nuclear inner membrane; nuclear pore organization; NLS-bearing protein import into nucleus
Cellular component (GO): nuclear pore; nuclear pore central transport channel
Molecular function (GO): structural constituent of nuclear pore
Source: RefSeq, a predicted model, not a curated record